This is a messenger RNA of Galleria mellonella (greater wax moth), 1502 nucleotides long. RefSeq lists its product as uncharacterized. The transcript is spliced from 2 exons. The coding region runs from base 149 to 892 and encodes 247 amino acids. Lineage: Eukaryota; Metazoa; Arthropoda; Insecta; Lepidoptera; Pyralidae. The record is from RefSeq and is a predicted model, not a curated record.
CUGUUACGUCCACGGUACUGCACAUGUCUAUAGGCGACGGUUACCACUUUCAAUCAGGUGGGCCGUCAGCCUGUUUGCCAUUCUAAGUUGUAUAAACAAAAAAAUUACGACGGAUCUGUUCUCUCGACGUGUUAUCAAAAUAAUCAACAUGCAAUUUUCUGCCACGACUAAUACGAUUUUCGUUUAUUUUCCAAUUAUUGAUGAAACCAAUGUAAAUGUAUCCAACAGUUGUGAUGUAUUGUACGGCAUAAGCUACGAUAACAUGAACAUUGAAACACUACUAUGGGUUUUUACUAGUCUAUCACCGAUCAUUGUCAAUGCUAAACAGAGUAUCCUACCGCACGCCAUAAGAGAACUUCGAGCGCCAACAUUUAUUAAACAUAUAAAUAAAGUAACUCCACUGAAGAUGCGUAGCGGCAGUCAUAAAUACGCAAUUUACGAAAACAUGCUGCUGAGGAAAGCGGCCCCAAUGCUCCCACCGAAGAAACAUUUAAUAAUCGCUGUGUUGCCAUAUGAAAAUUUAUUCGACGAAAAUGGUAGAUUAUUCCUUGAGAAAUCAAAAAGUAAAUACGAUUCAAACUCGAAAUAUACACCAUUUUCUAAAGUAUCCGAUGACGAUCUCGUACCUGUUAAGAAAAUAAAAGAAAAACGAAAGAAACGUAAGAAAAUUGAGCAAAUAUUAAUAGACAUGUUACACAAAAAAGAUAAAAUGUAUGGUAGAAACAAAUUGAAGUUAAAAUCUGAUAAGUUAUUGACUGAUUUAGAAAAAGUAUUGCCAGAUAUGAAAAUGUAUAAAAAUGGUCAAUAUUUAAUAAUGAAAUUAUUACAAACUAGCGACCCGCCCCGGCUUCGCACGGGUGCAAUGCCGCAUCGCUAUGUUCCUGCAUUUUAAAUCUGUAAUAUCUUCUGAAAUAUUCAUUUAAAUUGCACGCUGUAAAGGACCAUAUUGAUCUAUAUUAAAUGGACAAUGCAUUUAAGAUACUUAUUUGGAUAAAAAUUAAUGCUGUAUUACUUAAAAUCACUUCGUAAAUAAGCCAUUUUUUCCCGUAAAAUGUAAAGGAUAAAAAAUGGUUAUUGUGUGUUAUCCUUAAGAGAUAGACAUAUACUAUCGCGGACUUUUUUGUUGACCUUUUUAAGGUGUACAAUACUGUAGUACAUUAUUUUGAUUUAUCUCGUGGGGUUCAGCCAGCGUUUGCAAUGUAAGUGCAGAAAUGUGUUUAUUAACGACGUCACAUUAGAAACCUCUAAAUUUAUCAGUGUUUCUCUACAAUAUUAUGCAUCUAUUAUACAUAUAAACCUUCCUCUUGGAUCACUCUAUCUAUUAAAGCGCUUUAAAAUCCGUUGUGUAGUUUUAAAGAUUUAAGCAUACAUAGGCACGGGCAGACAGCGACAGCGACUUUGUUUUAUAUUAUGUACCUAGUGAUAAUGAAAGACAAAAAUAGCAAUGAUAUUUAAAUUGAUAAAUGACAAUUUGUUUGACGAAAAUGGAAUGAUUACAAUUA